This is a messenger RNA of Trichoderma atroviride IMI 206040, 902 nucleotides long. RefSeq lists its product as uncharacterized. The record is from RefSeq and is a predicted model, not a curated record. Lineage: Eukaryota; Fungi; Ascomycota; Sordariomycetes; Hypocreales; Hypocreaceae.
UCCCCAAGCACUCCUAGCCCCCAGAUUUCAAGAUGAGCAGAGCCGGCGGUGUCCCCAAUGCCUGGGACGACGACGACUGGGAGGCCCAGGCCGACAGAAGCGACAGCAAACAGUCCCAGGCCGCGCCGCAGCCCAACCUCAGCAGACAACAGCGGUUGCAGCAGCACGCCGAAGCAAACCGGAAACUAUGGGAAUCAGCCGAUUCGAAAGAGACAUUCCACUACGUCGAAGCUGCCGGCGGCGGCGUCCCUCUCACCGCGGCGUUCAAACCCCAGGUCAAAGUCCUCAGCCGCAAGCCCGUCAUCGCCAAGAAAGACCCCGUCACCGGCCUGUCCCAAUUGUCGCUCGACGACGACGACGCCUCCAGGGCGCCGGAAGUGCAGAUGACGCCGGACGAAAUCCGCGCAAAGCAGAAGAGGGACCGCGAGGAGAAGCAGCGGCGCUACGACGAGGCCAGGGCCAAGAUCUUUGGCGAGUCGGCCCCUUCGUCGCGCGGGUCGUCGCCGGGGACGGGCACUGUUACGCCUCCUCGGGCGGAUGGGCGAGGGGCGUACCGCGGUCGUGGAAGGGGACGGGGAGGCGGUAAUAAUAAUAACAGCAACAACAAUAACAGUGGCUACAACUAUAACAACAGCAAUGUCGGCAGCGAGAGCAGCAGCCAGCAAUUCGAGCCUCGGCGGCCUGCGAACCAACCUGGCUCCCGGAGAGAGCUGUUCGACCCUAGCUCGGCCCCGAGACCAGAUUCACUCAGACGAGGCGGCCGUGAAGGCAGCGGGAGCGAUUCUUCUAUGAGGGGACAGGCUGGUCGAGACGAACAUCAGGCAAUCCGGGCGCCAAGAGGACCGGACGGAAGUGGUAGAGGAGGUUUUGGUUUUGCACAGCGUGGUAACAGAGCGACUUGA